Ilex paraguariensis (yerba mate) is the source of this 324-nucleotide messenger RNA. Lineage: Eukaryota; Viridiplantae; Streptophyta; Magnoliopsida; Aquifoliales; Aquifoliaceae. The record is from the annotation of a GenBank genome assembly.
AUGAUAUGCCUGCGGAACAAGUCAGUUUUUGCAGUUGAAUGUACAUCUAGUCAUCAAUGCCUUAUUCUAGUUGGUUGGAGUUGGACUAUGCUGAUCACUGAUCAGAGUACAUUUACAUUAAAUCCGUUUCUAGAUGGAAUUGUUGCUGAUAGAUAUGGGAAAUUGCAGAGGAGAAUGCAGAACUACAUCGAAAUUCUAUAUAUGCUAAAGAUUAGAAAUUCGAUUCUUGACAGCAAUGGGGCUAAAACCCCAUUGCAACAGCACCAAAAGAUCUCAACUGGGCUAGUGCCAUGGGGCAAAAGCAGAAGGAGAAGAGGAAUUUGA